AGGCGCCUCGGCCCCCUGCAGGGGAAAGAGGUCGAGCUCGCCAGGAAGGACAGGGGGCGAUGCGAGAGGAGGAGGAGCAGCAGCAGGAGGCGAGGAGGAGGAGGAGGAGGCGGAGGAGCCCCUCGGAAGUCUAUAAGAGAGACGCGCUUCUCCACUCCCAGCCCGGACUACAUCGCCACUGGCCUGCCAGGCGCCUCUCUGCCCCGGGUGCUCACCCCAGAAGACUAAGUUCAUCUCCACCAAUGGACUAUAGAAAUGUAUCAGAGAACUGCAAGGAGCUCACUGUGCCCUGCUCUAACUCCAGCUCUCUGCCAGCCGGUGUGUCUGGCACAGAUUCUUCAGCUGGUCAGCGAACUGCAAUAGCCUUGGGGAGGCCAGCUGCUGCAAAUGCCGCCCGAGAGCGCAGCCGAGUGCAGACUCUCCGCCAUGCUUUUCUGGAGCUGCAGAGGACCCUGCCCUCUGUGCCACCUGACACCAAGCUCUCCAAGUUGGACGUGCUGCUCCUGGCCACUACCUACAUUGCUCACCUUACCCGUAGCUUGCAGGAUGAAGAAGAGUUGCCCGGAGAGGGCUUGGGCACGCUGAGAGGGGAUGGCUAUCUGCAUCCAGUUAAGAAAUGGCCAAUGCGAUCAAGGCUAUACAUUGGAGCUACAGGGCAGUUUUUGAGUCACUCAGCGCAAACAGAAAAUACAAAUCAAGGAGAAACGUCAACAAAUUCACAAAUGUAAUGCUAUGUUUUUAUAUUGAAUGCUGUGUAUUUAUUAUGCUGGAUAUAUUUAAAUUAAAACACUUCUUCCAGCAACUAUGACCUUCCUCCCAAUUGUAUCUGACGAAGUAGGUGGACAAGCUGAAUUUUAAGGGUAGCUCAGACAUUAUUUUGGGGUGCUUUCAUUAUGUCCAGAAGUCUAUUUGUGUGAGCAGUGCAUUAUGGUCCUCCUGCCACAAACAACGUCCACAAUUUCUGAAAUAGCAAAAUGUACGUGCGUUGUACACAUGAUACCAGCUGAGAUUCAUGAACUCCUGGCUCAUGUAACAUUGUUUGAGUGGACAAACAAUCUAUCCCAUUUAUGAAGGAAAUUUCUGAAUGUAACGUGUGAGCUGACCCUUAUAAAUAAUAGACAACUUGCAAGCACUAAAGCAACAAGGUUUGUGAUUAACAUAAGAAUUAUGGACUAUCUCAAUGAAGGGAUUCAUUCUGAACAUAUCCCUCAAGAAACACAGGUGUGCAUUCUUCUGACUGUUCACAUGCAUCCAAGCUUUUAAUAACUUAAGCAGAGCUUUGCUGGAUCAGAGAUCCAUCUAUUCCGAUGUCCUAUUUCCAAAAAUGACUGCACAAAUUCUCUCACGAAGUGCACAAGCAUGACAUCAAAGCAACAGCCCUCCGCCAUUGUUUGUGACCACAUCCAGUAUUCAUAGGGUUCUUGAGCAUGGAGGAUCUAUUUUGCAGUUGUGGCUAAUGGCCUCUGAUAGAUCAGCAUGAGCCUCUGUAUGUGUGUGUGUGUUUCUAUAAAACAUCUGUAGAGUUUGCAGUGUAGUUUGGCUGAUCUUGUAAAGAAGGAGCUUAAGAAGCAGAUCUGUGCUUAUAUUAACUUUGGAUAUGGAUUUCUGUGUUGCAUCUAAAGUGUGUAGAAUUAAGAUGCUUCUGCAAUAAAAUAUAAUUUCAAUAAGCUGCAAAUAUUAAUUAACCAUAAAAUGUAAACUUUUUACACUAUAAAGUUUCUACACUGCAGAUUGAAAUUUUAGUAUUUUUUGUUUCAUUACUAUUUGACCCCAGUUUACAGUUAUUUUCACUGUAUAAUACCUGCCAAAUUAGGAUAAUACCAAAUGUGGUUGAUGAAGUGGGCUCUUUUCCACAAAAACGUAUGCUACAAUAUAUCUAUUUAAAGUGCCACAAGACUCUUUGUUGCUUUUCCACAGAAGUCCGAAUGACCUUUAGAAGCAUCUACUAUUCAAGAGACUUUUCUUGAUAAAAUGAAUGUGUGUUAAUAGUCAAGUGAGGAGGAAAAAAACCCCACAAUAUAAGCAGCUUUGUGUAUGGAAUCUAGCAAUAUUAUGGGUGUUGUAAUAUAAUUUAUUAUUUGUGUUUAUCUCUGCUUUAUGGUCUGAACUGCAUAAAUGUUUGAGGGAAAAACUUACCGUACUUCUAAACUGCAACAUGUGUACAUGUUUUAUAGCUUGAUACAGUAUGUUCAUUCCAGAAAACAGAGCUUGCAUGCUCAGUUAGUUCAGCUAAAAUAUUUGCAGCAUGUAAGCAACAGUGGUUAGAAGAUAAGUGCAGUAGAGGUUCACCUAGUUAUCUUCUCUUAUUGUAUAUGUUAUACAUGAUUUUACAGAAUUUUAAUAUUUAUAUUAAAUACUUUAAAAACCGCUAUGAUUUGUCAGAAUCAAAUAAAUGCAACUGUUCCACAAGAAGCCAAAAAUAAAAUAAAAUGCAUU
Molecule: messenger RNA, 2436 nt
Organism: Zootoca vivipara (common lizard)
Lineage: Eukaryota; Metazoa; Chordata; Lepidosauria; Squamata; Lacertidae
Gene: TCF24
Product: transcription factor 24
Biological process (GO): developmental process; regulation of transcription by RNA polymerase II
Molecular function (GO): DNA-binding transcription factor activity, RNA polymerase II-specific; protein dimerization activity; RNA polymerase II transcription regulatory region sequence-specific DNA binding
Source: RefSeq, a predicted model, not a curated record